CUCGAAGGGAGCUUACUGUCAUACCCAUCAUAAUUUUCACUUGUUUUCGCUUUUAUAAAGGCUGAGAAUGGCUACUGUUGAGUUGCAACAACAGUACAAUAAUCUUAUCAACUUUCUUUACGAGGAGGGUUUUCUGGAUGAACAAUAUACUCAGCUGGAGCAGCUACAGGAUGAAAGCAAUCCUCGUUUUGUGGAAGAAGUGCUUUCCUUGUUUUUUGACGACUCUCUCAAAUUGCUCCAUAACAUCGAGACCACACUGAAUAAAGAACCGGUGGAUUACAGAAAAUUGGAUGCCCAUUUGCAUCAUUUCAAGGGUAGCAGCUCAAGUGUAGGGGCACAGAGAGUUAAGAACGUAUGCAUCACAUUUCGUGCCUUCUGUCAAGAGAAAAAGAAAAAUGGGUGCUUGCAGUGUCUGCAACAAGUAAAGCAGGAGUAUUAUCUUCUCAAGAACAAGCUCGAAGAUCUGUUUGAGAUUGAGCGAAAAAUUCUGAAAGCAGGUGGGACGAUUGCAGUGACAAAUUGAGGAUAAUCAGCAGGGCAUCAUAAAUAGUUUAUGAUUCCUUCACAUUAGAAAAAAAUGGUGUUAUGUUUCUUUGUGACAUCUGAAACUUUGAUCAAAAUCAAUGAAUGUUCACCGUUUAAAGGAAGUCUAUUGUUUCCUAUUUUACUAGUUGUGAUGAUUUAUAGAAAGUGUCUCUUUUCUAUAUACGGACUGCUUUUUCCACAGGAAGUGUCUAUUUUCUA
Cryptomeria japonica (Japanese cedar) is the source of this 744-nucleotide messenger RNA. RefSeq names its product histidine-containing phosphotransfer protein 1. The transcript has 6 exons. Gene Ontology annotation, biological process: cytokinin-activated signaling pathway; phosphorylation; phosphorelay signal transduction system. Gene Ontology annotation, cellular component: cytoplasm; nucleus. The record is from RefSeq and is a predicted model, not a curated record. Bases 68 to 523 code for a protein of 151 amino acids. Gene Ontology annotation, molecular function: protein histidine kinase binding; histidine phosphotransfer kinase activity. Lineage: Eukaryota; Viridiplantae; Streptophyta; Pinopsida; Cupressales; Cupressaceae.